Molecule: messenger RNA, 1273 nt
Organism: Impatiens glandulifera
Lineage: Eukaryota; Viridiplantae; Streptophyta; Magnoliopsida; Ericales; Balsaminaceae
Product: WRKY DNA-binding transcription factor 70-like
Exons: 2
Coding region: 100-1032 (310 amino acids)
Biological process (GO): regulation of DNA-templated transcription
Molecular function (GO): DNA-binding transcription factor activity; sequence-specific DNA binding
Source: RefSeq, a predicted model, not a curated record
ACUAAUCAAACCUUCUCCUUCAUCUUCUUCAACCUUAAACAGCAUCAUCACUCUCUAGACCGGAGAUCUCUCCGACCGACCACUCCAAAGUAAGUAACCAUGACACCAACAACAGACUCCCCUCCACCGGAAUCCUCAGAAUUCGAUCCCCAAAGGGUCAUCCAAGAACUAGUCAAAGGCAGAGAAGUUGCCCUGAAACUCCAAUCCCUACUCGGAUCCAAUCUCGAUGAUCCACACCAACUUGUAGCCAACAUCUUGGGAUCCUUUGUCAACACAAUCUCAAUGCUCAACCGUAAACCGGAGGAUUCUCCACCCACCCACCACGAUGUCAAGCCAGAGGAAUCAGAAGAGAGCAUCAAGACUUCAUCUUCAUCUCUCAAAGCUCGUAGAGGCUGCCAUCCAAGAAGGAAAUCAUCAGAAUCAUGGGUGAAAAUGAGUGGUUCAUUAAGGGAUGAUGGAUACCAUUGGAGAAAAUAUGGUCAAAAAUCUAUUCUCAAUUCUAAACACCCUAGAAGCUAUUUCAGAUGCACUCAUAAGUAUGAACAGGGAUGUCAAGCAACAAAACAAGUUCAACAAUUGGAGAAAGAAGAACGAUCUCCAAUGUUUAGAACAACUUACUAUGGCCAUCACACUUGCAAAACUAUUUCUCCCACACAAAUUGACUUUCAUGAAGAAAUUGAUCAUGAUCAUCUUCCCACCACCACCACCUCAUCAUCCUCCCCUUUUCUUCUAAGCUUUGAUCAAUCUCAAUCUCAAUCUCAAUCCAAUUCACCAAAUAGUAAUGUUAUAAUAAACCAACAACUACUACUCAAUCACCACCAAAUGUUAGUCAAGGUUGAGCAUCGCGAUCAAUCUCAACAAGAUCUCAAUUAUCAGCUUCCACCAAGCUCAGCAACCUCAUUCGAUCAUGACUACCUUUCUUCUUCUCCUUCCUCCAAUUUGACCACGUUUGAUGAGAUCUUGCCCGAGUUGGACAUUGAUUCCAUGGUGGGAGUCAUUGAUUAUUUUGAUAAUGAAUGGUUUACAUCAUGAUCAUAUAUAUUAUAAUUAGGGUUUGCAUUUUUUUCCCUUUUUGUAAAAUUAUUUGUUAUCAAGAUGUAACCUCUUAAUUUAUAUAGUUUCUAGUAGUGUCUACAUCAGUUCAUAAGAAUCGAUAUCCUAAUAAUGUCAAUUCUGUCUUGUUGGUUUGAAUAACAGCUAUAUACAAAUUAGCUAGGUUCUAGAUUUGGUGGAGACAUUUUGUUAAUGUACAAAAGUUAUGUUUUUUUAGUCA